AUGGAUGAAGAAGAGGAUUUUUAUGCUCCUCGACCUCCAAUGAUACAAUCCAAGAACGCUCCUCGCAAGUGUAAACAAAGAAAAGAGAAAGUUCAGAUUGCUCAGCCCGAAAAUACUAAUAAUAAUCGAGAAUUUUUGGAAUUAAUUGAAGAGCUAAAAGCAACACCGAAAUCGGAAUAUACUAUAGAUCCUGAUAUAAUAGCAAAAGAUAUUAUAAACGACAAAAGCUUUACUUCCGAAGAUCCUCAGUUGAUUAAAGAUGUUACAGCAUAUGUUAAGUCAUAUUCCAAACAAAUUAGUAAUGAUCAGCUUAAAAAUUAUCUAACAAUGCUCGAUGGACUACUUUUAGAAGCAGAAAAGAUCCAAUUCCAAAAAGAUGAAUUACAAUUCUUAAAAUUAGAAAUAGAGUUUGCCAAAACCGACUACAAGAUAUUCAAACACUCUCAGCUUGGCAAAGAAACAGAUUUAAUGGAGAAUUUGAAAACUCAUAUUGAUUCAAUAAAAGAACAACAUGAAAACCAGCUUUCUCAGUGCGCAUCAGAAGAAUUAGAAGAUUUAAAGGGUAAACAACAAAAAGAACUCGAAGAAGCCAAGAAAUUGGCUCAGCAACAAUUAGAUGAAUUUCAUAAGUUUAUAACUGCAGAACUCACCCCAUAUAAAUCAAAAUUACAAAGCUUGAAGCAACAAUAUCAGCUUGCUCAAGAUAAAGAUGCAUUGUGGAACGUGAAACAUCCUCCACAAAUGAAAAUGGCCAAAACUUCUAAGAUUAUUAAGCCUUUAUAA
Messenger RNA from Trichomonas vaginalis G3, 783 nucleotides. Its product is annotated as apolipoprotein family. NCBI's taxonomy places the organism in Eukaryota, Parabasalia, Trichomonadida, Trichomonadidae. Bases 1 to 783 code for a protein of 260 amino acids. The transcript has a single exon. The record is from RefSeq and is a predicted model, not a curated record.